GCAUUUUCUCAGCUUCUGAAAGCUUCCCGGUCGCCGGUAGAGGCCCUUCUUUUUCCAGUGUCACAUUGAGAUCUCGGCAACUUAGCGCCGCGACUUCUCACCGAUGGUCUUCAGCCCCGCACUUCGCCGUCGCCUGCUGCGCGGCAUGAGCUGCGCGGCGGGCGGGACAGCGGUGCUGGGGCUGGGACAAGUGGCCAAACUGCGAUGGCAAUACGAAUGCCCAGGGGAGCCCGUGGGGCAACGGCACGGCAACGCAGGAGCAGCUUUUCAAGGAAAGCCUUUGAAGCUUCUCUUCGUUGGAGAUUCCAUCGCAGUGGGUGUAGGCGCCAAAGUGGCUGCGCCUCUGCAGGCCGCCUGCGCGUGUCGCUUGGCCUCGCUGCAGCGGCGGCCCGUGGAGUGGCGCACCAUCGCGGCCAACGGCGCGGACGUGCGCGAGCUCAACGAGCUCCUGGAGCCAGGAAGCAAUGGCGACUCCCAGGUGGUUGACUUGGGCUUUGACAUUGCUGUGGUGCUCUGCGGUGUCAACGAUGGUAAGAAGUUUUGGCAAGGCAGAUGGCCUUCACACUUCAGGGAGGACCUGGCCGCCCUCUGCAACAAGCUGCGAAGGGCGGCGCCCGAUGGUGUGAUCACGGUGCCCAAUCUUUUAGGCCACGUUGAGGCGCCUCUAUUCCAGCUAUGGCCGAUGUGUCAUUUGGUCGACGUCCUUUUUGACCAGUUUGAAUCCCAAAAAAUGGCACUCGCUGAGUUGGGCGCUGUCAGGUGCUGGUUGCUGGAGCCGGGUGCUCGGAAGGUGCUGAGUACCGACCAGAAGCUCUGGUCCGUAGACGGUAUUCAUCCAUCGACUGAGGGCUACCAUCGGAUCGGUGAAUGGCUGGCCACCCACCUGGCUCAAAUGCGGCCGGUGCCAGCCAUUGAGUGAAGGCCUGCAAGUUUUAAGAACUUGCACGGUUAGCGCUGGCGGCGCUGUCAAGUGUAAAGAGACGGGCGCAGAAUGCUAAAAACAGCCAAUCAGGGCAAUGAUAUCCGCAGUGCCGGGACAACUGGCAUUUCAAACAGUUUUUAAUCACCAAAGUCAAUACUUUCGGACUUUGGACUUUGUAGAUGUAAUUCUUUGAGGGCAAAGGUGCUUAGCUGCCCUGAAUUCUGUCAUGAUCUGUGAUGACAACUCCCAAAAAGGUCUUCUGGACAGGCCGAUGCGGAGACCAAAAAUCUUUGGUCUGAGAAGGAUGCUUUUUGUGCCCAGAAUCUUUUGGAAAUCCCAAAGUCUUGAAUCACUGCAAAUGCUUGUGAUACCUGGAGGGUUUGGGAAACAAUGCCGAGAUUGGCGCACAAGGUUGCGCCUGAUAUAGCGGCUUAGCGUGGGCGGGAAAGGUUAGACACGAACACCGUGGUUCUUGUCACUGCACACGGCGGAGUCCCAAGC
Messenger RNA from Cladocopium goreaui, 1423 nucleotides. The record is from the annotation of a GenBank genome assembly. NCBI's taxonomy places the organism in Eukaryota, Dinophyceae, Suessiales, Symbiodiniaceae.